UAGCCUCCCUCACUGUACAGCAUCUUGUGAUAAUCUGUUUGAAGGACGUUAUUCAUUAGCACAUUGAAUUGUAUGGUAAGGUAAAAAGCUAAUUACAAACAAAGAAUUUUCCAUAGUGCAUGAGAAUAUUGAUCCUUCCAGGGUGAUUUCCUGCCUCUGAUGGUGGUUGUUAGGAUGUUUGAAAGGAGGCAACAAACCGAUAAGGCCCGUGGCCAAUUGCAUGACACUGAAUACUAGAGAAAAAAAUGUGCGUCUUGACCUUUGCAGCAAUCUGUGUAUUGUUUGAAGCAUAAGAUUUUAUUACCCCACUUAAGCAUGUGGAACAAUAAAUUUUAUUAUCAGUUAUAAAACUACCCAGCCAGUUUUAAAAUUCAAGCUAAAUAUUUAACUCCAAGAUCUCCUGUGACAUUGAAUAAAUUACUGGACAGGCUCUGCACUGUGUGAAUAAAUAUUUUCUUUUCAAUGUCCUUGUCAUUUAAUUUCAUUGAAUGACCAUCAGCUCUCAUAUAUUUUUUAAAACAACCAAAGCCAUCAACACGAUUGAGCUUGUCCUUUUUAACUGACUAUAAAAUAUUAUUUUCUGCUACACAGGUGGCACAAAGGGAGUGGAAACUGCUCAGGUCCCCUCUUCUAGGGAUUUCCUUGUAUGAGGGAGUUUCUAGUGGGUUUAAAGCCACAACUCCAGCAUAGAGGCUAUGUCUGGGUCAGGGAGGGGCUAUGACUGGAGUGUACUGCACUUCAGCUAUCUUCAGGUGAGAGAUGGUUGCUUGAGGAAUGUUGCCAGCUGGUGUAGGUUAGAGCAGUCAUCAGGCUGCUCUAACAUGGACUGGGGGUGGAGACUCAGGAAACUCUUCUAACCAGUUCCUUGGCAACUCCCUUCCCCCACUGCAUUGAUCAGAUCUUCCUCAAGAAGAAAAGUUGGGCCUAUAUCUUCAGAAAGGCCAUUGGUUUGGUUUGUACCUGUGACUGCAUGUUUGUCAACAGGAGGCUUAUCUUACUCUGUUAGCUCCAGUGUUAGAGGUCUGUGCUGAAGAUCCCAAGGUGAUGAAUACCCAGGAAAGGGGGUGCUAGUAGAGCUGAGAUCCUGUAAAAAAUUCUGAUGUUCAACAUUUGCUUUUGUCCUAAGUUGAAAUGAAAAAAUGAAGUAUCAAAAUUUUUCUAUUAAUGAAAAGUUCCAAAAAUGUUUCAUUUGAGAAAGGCUGAAAUAUUUCACUUCAGCAUUUCUGAUAAAAAAAUAAAAUGUUGACAUUUCUGACUCAAAAUGUUUCAUUUUGGUUUGUUGAAUGGACCAUAAAUGCUUCAUUUUUGAGUAAAUUUCAGCCUUAAACUAUGUUUCCCUGUUGUGAAGCAUUGCCUUGGGGGUGUUGUACCUCAGAUAUUUCCCCUAUGGCCCAGGUUCUCUGGCCAGACUACAUCUCCCACAGUAGUGUAGUUGAGGUAAACUUGGGUAAACAGAGUAGACCCACCUCUCAUUUAGGGAAUAUGGAGUUUCCUUUCCCCUAGUUUACCCAUUUUCUUGUUUUCCACUACACCACUGAUCUCCCAUCAUGCACCUGUAGUUAUGAGACUUUUAUGAUGUAUCAUGCUCAGUCAAAGGGUAGACUGUACUGCAUCAUGAGAAAUGUAAUCUGGCCAGGGAGCUCAGCCCAUAGGAGAAACAUGAGCCCAAAAUACAGCUACCAUAAAGCAAUGUGUCACAAUUAGGAAAAUGCAGUUUAAUGUUGAACUGGCUCCAGACAAAGAGCCCUGGCUUUCAACAAUCCCAAAUAUUCAGAAUCAGGUGAAAGCAACCCAAAAGGAAAUAUUUCCAUUUUGUUUUCCUAAUAGAAAAUCAAAAUGGUAGCUUAAUUGACAUUCUCCUGUGGAAAAAUGUCAAUUUUGUGCAAAAUGAGUUUUCCUUUGGAAAAUAAUUCCAACAAAAAUUCCCAACCAGCUCUACCUGCUACAGAGAUCAAAUUGAAAAAUUCUGCUACUCUGUGUUGCUUUCUUGACGUUUAUAAAUCUGCCUUCAUUGUAAUGUAACUCUCCCCUCCCUUUCCCUUUGUAUGCAAAAAGUAGUUUCGCUUUAUAUGGCAAGAACCCGCAAAACUGGAUCAAAAUGGUGUGGUUGGUUGGUUGUUUAAGCGUUGAGUAAAAUCCAGCUCUCCUGUUAAAUCGUUUUUAAACAUGAGGUAAAAAGUUUAAUUUUCACUUGCUUCUCCCCAUUUUUGGUUCCUUUAAGGGUUAAGUCUGUGGUAGUUUUCCACUUUAAUAGGACCAUGAUUUGGUACGAAAUGUAUCCAGUGCUCUCCCUCGCCUCUAACUUCACACAGAGGGGAAAAUGCGGCAUGCAGUACAUAUGCCUCUCUUGCUCGUAGGUUCAAACUGUUUCUCUCAAAGCCUCACAAAAGCUGACAUUUCAGGUGGUGUGAGGGAGGUGCUGUCUGGAGCCUGAAGAAGAGAGUGAAAUUCUGAAGCUUGGAACUUGCACUGUAAGCGCUGUGUGCCUUAGGGAGCUCCGUCCUUCUGUGUGUCUUGUGGAGCAGGGACAUCUUUACUGUGUGUUUUUAACAGCACCUAGCAAAUAAAUAACACAACAGUAGAGGGGACACGGACACAAGUGUACCGUGUGAAACUUCCCUGCCGACGGGAUGUUGCUACCGCACAAGACAAGAGUGUUAAUUGUAACACACGUUACUGUGUGUGGGCACCGCUCAACAGGACUUCGCCACCCCCCCAGUCGUUUCCUUGAAGGAUCUUUCACUGAACGGAGAGAGAAAGAGCUGGCUAGUCGGACUGUCAAGCAUUUACCCAAUCGAAAGGUGUUUGGGAGGAAAUUGACAUUUGGCAGCAAGUCCCAGCGCCUUACUGGAAAAGCGAAGAAGUAGAAGUGCUUUGUAACCUCUGCCAUUCCCACGCCUCUGGGGAGUGGGGACACUGAAAAGGAAGCAACCCCGCAGGGCCAGCACGAGGAGACAAGUCUUAACAGAAGCUAAAGAAAUGGAGAAUGGGACCGAUCCUGUCUGCAUUGCAAAUGAGCCUCCGUUCUCUCGCAAAAUUAUCGGAAAAAAGAAGAGUAAACAGUCACAGAAUCUGUACAGCAGCCAUCAAGAGGAUGAUGCACAGCUUCUUCCUUGCUAUGCCCAUGGUGCUGCUUGACCUGUUCCCAGUGGUCAUUCUGCAAAACUUGCAAUGAUGCAGAUGACUGCAUGAAACAGAGUGGUGAAUAUCCUGCGUAAACCAGACUGUACACCGCAUACAACUGUGGGCCUGCUCACUGAUAUCUUUGUCAAACUCCAGGACAACUGGGAAUCCCGCUUUUGUAGACUGCGGCAACAACUGUGUUUGAAAGCACAAGCUGAUGGUUUUUUUUUAAAAUGUACCUACAUUUAUUAAUCAUUUAUGCAGUGGCAUAACUGUGCAUUAGGCUGUAUAGAACAAAGAAAAAGCAAAGCCCCUGCCCGAAGGAUCUUACCUCUAAUCUUACACAAAAUGUGUUCAGUGAUGAUAAUAGGGAGAUUGGGGAGACAAAGGCUACAGAGACAAGAUGCUCUGGCCUUGAUCUAACAGGUAUAUUUCUCUUUGCCAUCUUGACUUUAAUGACACUAAUAGCCAACCUGGUGUUUGUAGAGGAAGUGUUCUAUAUCUACAGGAAAACCCCCUCCUCUAAAAGGACGAUUUUUAUUUGGAUAAAUGCAGCAGCUCCGGUGAUAGCUACUACAUCAUGCAUCGGGAUGUGGAUUCCUCGCUCAACAAUGUUUACAGAUUUCACUGCAGCAGUUUUUUUUGCCAUUGUGAUCCACAAGUUCAUGCUGAUGAUGAUUAAAGAAUGUGGAGGUCAAAAGUUAUUUCUCAGGAGAUUUGAAAAUGAUCGUUUCAAGAUCAGCACAGGUCCCUGCUGUUGCUGUUGCCUUUGCCUCCCUUAUGUACACAUCACUCGACGAACGCUGUUUCUGCUGAAGUUGGGGACUUUUCAACUUGCUUUUCUUCGACCUGUGCUAAUGUUUCUGUCAAUAGUGCUUUGGACCAACGGAAACUACAACCUUUCUGAUUUAACUCCUAAUGGAGCUGCAAUAUGGAUUAACUGCUUCACUGGUGUCCUUACAAUCAUUGCUCUUUGGCCAAUUGGAAUCAUGUUUCAACAAGUUCGAGUUCUUCUUAACUGUAAGAAGAUCAUCCCCAAGUUUGCACUUUAUCAGUUUGUCCUCAUUCUGAGCCAACUCCAGGCAGCCAUCAUCAAUAUCUUGGCUCUGCGAGGAAUUAUUCCCUGUGCACCACCUCUGGCUUCUUUAGCAAGAGGAGCAUAUAUGAACCAACAGCUCCUCAUAAUGGAAAUGUUUCUGAUAACACUGAUCUCAAGGGUGGUGUAUAGGAAAAGAUAUGAUGAUCUGGAACUUCCAGAGUGCACUGACCAGGAAACUAGCGACAACAAACAGAACGCCAAGGUCAACCUAAAUGGCAAAGUUAUUGAAGAUGGAACCCAAAAUGUUUAGAAGAUGGAUGGAUGUGCUGUCUUCUGAGAGCUGGGACAAUACUUGUAGCCCAACUCGGCUUGCCCACGGCAAGAUCCUGACUAAUGUAUAUGCUUUACUUGAGGAGACGUCCAUUGCAACUUUUAUAUCCUUAUACUGCAAAUAGCAGAUAUCCGAGCUGGAACAGCUUCUGGGAUAAAUUCAUGUGACUUGGACAGAAAGGACCAAAAAUUGGGAGGAUAAACCUCCUUAUUUUCCAGAGAUACAUAUACAGAGUGAGAGAUUUCAGUCUCCAUAUAAUUUCAUGCAGUUGUCAGACAAUUUGGGUCCCAUCAGUUGUUUGAACCUUGCAGUGUAACUGUGAAUUGAUGUAAUGCAGUAUUGCACACAUUACGGUGUUUAUACAAUGUGGCAAUACUGGAGA
Gopherus evgoodei (Goodes thornscrub tortoise) is the source of this 4875-nucleotide messenger RNA. Its product is annotated as organic solute transporter subunit alpha-like. The record is from RefSeq and is a predicted model, not a curated record. Bases 3579 to 4472 code for a protein of 297 amino acids. Gene Ontology annotation, cellular component: endoplasmic reticulum membrane; plasma membrane. Lineage: Eukaryota; Metazoa; Chordata; Testudines; Testudinidae. Gene Ontology annotation, biological process: bile acid and bile salt transport. Gene Ontology annotation, molecular function: transporter activity. The transcript has 10 exons.